Podospora pseudocomata is the source of this 1602-nucleotide messenger RNA. It is a transcript of the gene SPP1, whose product is annotated as COMPASS (complex proteins associated with Set1p) component. The record is from RefSeq and is a predicted model, not a curated record. Gene Ontology annotation, cellular component: Set1C/COMPASS complex. Bases 1 to 1602 code for a protein of 533 amino acids. The transcript has a single exon. Lineage: Eukaryota; Fungi; Ascomycota; Sordariomycetes; Sordariales; Podosporaceae.
AUGGCGUUCUCAACGUCUUUUUUCACCCUCGACCCAGAAGCUGCGACGGGCAAUAGCAAUCAGUCACUACCUUCAGACAGUCAAACCACAAUAAAAAUGGAAAGGUCAAACAGUCCACAGACCGUACGGGAAGAGGAGCAACCCGCAGCAGAUUUGCCCACUCUUUCUGCUCAAGCCAAUUUUUCGUCCUCUGAAGAAACACAAACAAAGCACCCACCCCCCAGCAGUGAAUACGGCUUUGAUCAGGACUCGAUUGCUGGCGACUCUACGAAACCAACCACGACCAAGCCUCCAGUAAGCAGGAGGAAAAAGGGAACUGCAACCAUCAUCAAACCACCAAAAAGAUCCCGCCCCGGCGGCAAUACCAGCAUGGGCCCAAAAAAGAAGGCAGGCAAAACCACCAAGAGCGUAGGAUCCGGCGCCCCAUCACUCAAUGGAGAUAUCGGCAGCGACCUUGCUGGAGGAGCCAGCGAGUCUGACAGCGGGCCGUACUGCCUCUGUCGCGGACCUGAUAACCACAGGUUCAUGAUAGCGUGUGAUCGCUGUGAGGACUGGUUUCACGGCGACUGCAUCGGCAUGGAUAAGUGGACUGGCGAGAAUCUCGUCCAGAAAUACAUCUGUCCCAACUGCAGCGAUCCCGAUCGGGGCUAUGUCACCCGCUACAAAAAGAUGUGCAGCUACUCAAGCUGCAAGAACGCCGCCCGGGUUGGCGACCCUGAGCGCCCAUCCAUAUUCUGCUCAGACGACCACUGCCAAAUGUGGUGGAACGACCUCGUCUGCAUCAUUCCCAAAGCCUCAAGAUCCAAAUCCAGCAAACCUACCAGCAUCCUAGACGACCUCACAAGAGAAGACUUCAUAUCCCUCCUCGACUCGCCUGUCAUGGCUUCAUACUACCAACAAGCACAACAACAGACCUCCUCCACUCUCUCCAUCAUUCCCGGCCAAGCAAACCUCUCCCUCCCCCCCGACUUCUGGACCAACCCCCCACCCAACCUCCUCACCCCAGAACAAGAAGACUUCCUCUCCACCUCCCUCGCGAAACGACAAGAGUUAGGCGAGGAGAUGCUCCUCUACAAGAAAAUGCUUGAGCUCAUCAACAUCGCCAUCGAGCGCAGAGACACCGCCAUCUCGUCCCCUUCCACACCCUACAACAAAGACGUCUGUGGUUACGACGUUCGCCUAGAUCACAUUGGGACGCCGCACCAAUUUUCCCUCUUUCUCCAGACUGACUCGGCGGCUAAAAUCUUCAAGAGUGGCAAGUUGGAGGAUAUGGACGAGGAGGAACAGGCAAAGUGGCUCAAGGGGGAGGAUGCGACGAGCGGGAAUUACAAGGGGGGUAUGUGCACGAGGAAGAAGUGCCCUCCGCAUAGACAGUGGAGGGAUAUACUGGUGAAAUCCGUCAAGUAUGAUGUCAGGGAGCUAACGAGGAAAGCGAAGGAGAGGUUGGAUGGGGAGCAGAGGGUGAGGGAUGCGGCGGCGGGGAGGUGGUUUAGGAAGGGGAUGUUUGAGGGGGAUAAGGUGGAGGUUAUUGGGGGGGCUAUUGGGGAGGUGGUUGGUGGGCAGGUGGAUGGGGCGGGGGAGGAUGUGAAGAUGGAGGGAUAG